UUUAAAUUGUUGGUCUCCUUUCACUUCCUUCUUCUUUAAUUAACAUAUCAAACAACUUUGAAAGGAUACCUCAACAUCGGUCUUAAUUAAAAAUCCCUAGUGUUUUCUCACUCUCUAUCUCUAAUCCAACUUUAGUCAUUCCCUAUCUAUUUUAACUAUAGUCACUCCUUUAAUACUAUAAAUUCCAACUACUUUUACAUUCCUUUACCAAAUAACUCCAUUAUAAUUUUAUACCAAAAAAUGCAAUUCUCAAAAUUCCUUUUAUUUACUGUUGCUUCAAGUUUAGUUUCUCAAGCCAUUGCUUUCCCAUCCUUUGCGGCCAAGAGAGAUGAUGACGAUGACGUUGUUAUCGUCACUCUUCAAACUACUGUCAAUGAUGUUACUACUAAUUUCCAUACAGUUAAUGCUCCAACUUCAACAUUCACUAAUUUAAUAGUUAAUACUGAUACUACAACUGUUACCAAAUACACCGCUACCGUUACAUCUACAAUUUUCGGAACACCUCAUACUUUCGUCACUGUUGCAACCACUCCAAUUCCUAACCAGAACAAAGAGGUUGUUGAUACUGAAGCUGAAACCGAAGUUGAAACCCAAGUUGAAACCCAAGUUGAAACCAAUACAGAAACUGAAGUUUCAGCUGAAGUUGAGACUUUUGCUGAAACAACCAUAGUUGCCACUUUGCCAGAAACUACUUCAACCAGUCAAGGUAAUGAUGAAAUAAUUACUUCAGUCGAAACAUUGGUCAAUACUUAUGUUGAAACAAGUGCUUAUGCAAUCACAACUGUUACUCCAAGUACUUCAUCUAUCGCAUCAGCUUCUACCACCACACAGUUAGUUCCAAUUAAAACCAGUACACCUGCAACUAGUUCAUCCCAAACUGCUACAGGAACCAGUAGUACCGCAAGUUCAGCAACUACUUCAACAACCUCCAAUGAUCCAGCUCCAACAAUUACUGGUACUGUUGUUCCAAGUUCUACUGGUGGAUGGAUCUUAGGGAAUAUAACUACAAUUACUUCUAAUAGUGUUUGUAUUGUCAACUAUGAUUACUACAAUGCAUCAGAAUCUGAAGCAGACGAAACUACCACGAUAAUUUCAACGAUUUAUACCACUGUAACUAACACAUUAUACUAAUUGAUGUGAAAAUCUCUGGCCCUUAAAUCCUAUUGUUAACGAAGUUUAUGGUUUUUUAUAUUUUUAUUUUAGUUUAUCGUUGCUUACUUUCAGUUCUGUUUCAUUUAUGUAUAAUAGUUCCUCACAAGAGAAAUAUAGAGUUCUUGGUAGUCUGGUAUAGAAUGUUGUUUUGUUUGUUAUAACUACUAAACAUCAACAAUUCUUACUGAAUCACUAGGGUAUUAUUUAGACAAUUCCUUAAUUUUAAAUAAUUUUUGUAUACGUUUUUAUAACUAUUUUUGUAUCAAUAUAAUUUAAUUGCUGAUAUAUGCUCAUUAGGAAA
Molecule: messenger RNA, 1453 nt
Organism: Scheffersomyces amazonensis
Lineage: Eukaryota; Fungi; Ascomycota; Pichiomycetes; Serinales; Debaryomycetaceae
Exons: 1
Coding region: 241-1131 (296 amino acids)
Source: RefSeq, a predicted model, not a curated record